CAUGAAGAGCAAUAGUGAUGCUCAGUCAUGGGAAAGGCAGGAGUGCUCUGCUGUCCUCUGCUGUUGGCUGAUGCUCAGAGAAGCGCUCGCGCAGCCUGUACUGCAGUUCCUACAAGACCGAAUCAAACGGAACGAACGGUAACCACGGCACAAAUGUGACUAUGGGGAAGCGCAGCGCUACGGAAUUGCGUAUUAUUAGGUCGGUAGUUGUAAGUCUAUAUUAAAAAAAAGUGAAAAGAAAGAAAGCUAUGAUGAAGAUGAUGAUGAUACGCCAGGAAUCGAGUGCGAGACCGUUGAUCGCUCUCAUCAGAUGCUGAUGAUGGUCGCGCGACCUGCGUGAUUUCCUCUCGCUGGAGCUUCUUGGUUCCUUUGCAUCACCUUAUCUAAGUCCCAGCCAACCUGACAGAAUGAUUGAAGAAGGAAGUAAAAGCAGCAAGUCCAUGGUGGAGAAGAGACAGCUCUUCAUGGAGAUGAGGGCACAAAACUUUGAUGUUAUUCGCCUCUCAACAUAUAGGACGGCGUGUAAGCUGCGAUUUGUUCAGAAACGAUGCAACCUUCACCUAGUGGACGUGUGGAACAUGAUCGAAGCUUUCCGUGACAAUGGGUUGAGCACAUUAGACCACAACGCAGAGAUUAAUGUGUCACGCCUGGAGACCAUUUUGUCCUCCAUCUUCUACCAGCUCAACAAGCGGUUGCCCACCACCCACCAGAUAAACGUGGAGCAGUCCAUCGGCCUGCUGCUGAACUUUAUUGUGGCCACUUAUGACAGCGAAGGCCAUGGGAAACUCACAGUGUUUGCUAUGAAGGCAAUGCUAGCUACAAUGUGUGGCGGUAAAAUACUGGACAAAUUACGUUAUAUAUUUUCCCAAAUAUCAGACUCCAAUGGGGUGAUGGUCUAUGCCAAAUUUGACCAGUUCCUGAGGGAAGUGCUGAAGCUCCCGACAGCAGUGUUCGAGGGGCCUUCGUUUGGCUACACCGAGCACUCUGUGAGAACAUGCUUCCCUCAGCAGAAGAAGAUCUUGCUGAAUACGUUUUUGGAUGUGUUGAUGGCAGAUCCACCCCCGCAGUACCUCGUAUGGCUACCUCUCAUGCACCGACUCGCUAAUGUAGAGAAUGUCUUCCAUCCAGUGGAAUGUUCGUACUGCCGGAGUGAGAGCAUGAUGGGUUUCCGGUACCGCUGCCAGCAGUGCCAUGGCUACCAGCUUUGUCAGAGCUGCUUCUGGCGCGGUCAUGCCAGCGGUCCCCAUAGCAACCAGCACCAGAUGAAGGAGCAUUCCUCAUGGAAGUCUCCAGCAAAGAAGCUCAGCCAUGCCAUCAGUAAAUCUCUGGGCUGCAUGCCGAUCGGAGAGCCUCCUCAUCCCGUGUUCCCAGAGGCAGCGGAAAGACCUCAGGACCUCGCACACACCACUCAGCUGAGGCCAGUGGCCAACAACAUGAACGAUACCGUUUUCAUUUCUUCCGGGACGCCCACGCCUUCAAAAAGUAGCACCCUUGAGAGUCCCAGCAGACUGGAUGAAGAACAUCGUCUUAUCGCUCGAUAUGCUGCUCGUCUGGCGGCGGAGGCCAGCAACUCCACUCAAUGCCCUCCAACUGAUCUGAGUUUCAAUUUUGAUGCUAAUAAGCAGCAGAGGCAGCUCAUCGCAGAAUUAGAGAACAAAAACAGGGAGAUCCUGCAAGAAAUCCAGCGCCUACGUCUAGAACAUGAACAGGCUUCUCAACCCACCCCUGAGAAAGCCCAGCAGAACCCCACUCUACUGGCAGAGCUACGACUGCUACGGCACAGAAAAGACGAGUUGGAGAGGCGCAUGUCGGCCCUGCAGGAGAGCAGGAGAGAACUCAUGGUCCAGCUGGAAGGUCUCAUGAGGCUGCUGAAGGAUGAAGAGCAGAAACAGGCAUCUCAGACGGGGAGUUCGCCCCACUCAUCACCCAGCCACAGUGCCAGUUGCACCAUGCCUAUGCCCAUCCGCUCCACCUCGGCCGGCUCAACCCCCACACACACACCGCAGGACUGCCUGGCAGGGGUCGGAGAUGACGUGCUGGAUGCCUUCUCUCAGGGUGUACCAAGAAAUCUCCGUAAUGAUCUUUUGGUGGCAGCAGACUCGAUCACAAACACUAUGUCGUCACUAGUGAAAGAACUUCACUCAGUGGAUGACGGUCUGGAGGAUGAAGAGGAGAACAUGCGAAAUGGAAGGGAGAAGGCUGAGUCAGAGUAAAAGAAUAUAGAAUAUUUCAUUGUCAUCGCUGAAGCAUUCUGGGAAAAGGCAAUCCACCCCUUCAUUCUAAGCCCCAGGAAAGAACCAACGACAUCAAAUCUUCCCUGGCAUUCGCACAAAUGCAUGCUCUUCCCCAACUGGGUUUCACUAUGUGAAACAAACUCUUCAUCACAUCUUGCACAGAGCAAGUUGUAUUUAUUAGGAAGUAUAUAAAUAUAUAUAUAUAAAUAUAAAUAUAGCUCUAUGUCUAUCUGUAUAAACCCUUUGUUAUCAUGUUACCCAUGAGAAUGGCUUGUUUGUGCUUUCUUAAAAAACCUUUAUGAAUUUGUGAUUAUUACUCUCUGAAACGAACGCACUGUGCAUCUUCAUGACGUCACUCAAAUCGAUCUAAGCUGUAGCUUUUUUUCCAGAUGUUCCUCACAGGAAGCUUUUUUGUAUAACUAGUGAUGAUUUUUGUGUUUUAUUGCAUGGAGUGGCUCUGCUGGAUUGGUGGAGAGGGCUCGUAUUUGCUCUGCAUGUGACAUUUAUGCCUGCUCCGUCGCUCCUGAUCAUCAGACUGCUGCUUCUGCAUCAUACGCAUUAGAACCACCAUAUAUCAGGGACGUCUCGUAGAGCUCGCCGUUUGUCUGGGAUAUCUGCUACUGUGUUAAGUUUAGCCCGUCGUUAUGGCUGUUGUUUUAGCACUUCAGUAUUGCCUCUUAGUUUAGAGUAUCGCAUUUGUGUCUCUCCGUAUUCCUGGAGAGCAUAAAGGGACUUUAAUGGAAUGCGGAUAGAUUCCGUAUAUCCAUAAACCAGCUUAGCCAGCCAUCUUUGAGUGCACACGUCUCUCUGUAAAAGUUACUUCAAAAGCUUUAUUGAGUUCAGUUGUUGUGUAUAUUUGUGUGAAAUACAUGAAUCAAGUGCUCAGGGACUGUUGAGAGAGGAACACGGUAGCAAUGCUUGUGAACAAAUUGGUGGAAUUUACUUUGACCCCCCGAAGGUCAAAUGUCAAAGAUUAGCACAGGUCAUAAAAACUUUAUGGAAUGGCUGAGGAGGAACGGUAUUGUAUGGAAACCCAUUUCUGCCACACAAGACAAAAAUGCUUUGCUAAAUCAUAAUUAUGAGAUAAAAAGUCAAAAUUAUGAGAUACUAAGUCAUAAUUAUAACAUAAAAACAAAAUUAUGAUAUAAGAGUCAAAAGUUUGACAUAAAAGCCGAAAUUAUGACAUAAGUCGAAAUUAUGAGAUAAUUUCCUAAUUGUGAGAUAAGAGGUCGAAAUAAUGAGAUAAAUUUAAAAAAAAUCAUAAUUAUAACAAAAACAAAAUUAUGAUAAAAGAGUCAAAAGUUUGACAUAAAAGCCGAAAUUAUGACAUAAGUCGAAAUUAUGAGAUAAUUUCCUAAUUGUGGGAUAAGAGGUCAAAAUAAUGAGAUAAAUUAAAAAAAAUCAUAAUUAUAACAAAAACAAAAUUAUGAUAAAAGAGUCAAAAGUUUGACAUAAAAGCUGUAAUUAUGACAUAAAGACGAAAGUAUGAGAUAAAAAGUCAUAAUUACACAAUUUAAAAAAAUCAGAAUUAUGACAAAAACAAAAUUAUGAUAAGAGUCACAAGCUUGACAAUAAAUCUGAAAUUGACAUAAGUCAUAAUUAUAAGAUAAAAAGUCAAAAUUGAGGUAGUCCUAAUUAUGACAAAAAGUUGAAAUUAUGAGAUAAAAAGUCAUAAUUACGCAAUUAAAUUCAGAAUAAUAACAAAAACACAAUUAUGACAUAAAAGUCAAAAUCUUGACAUAAAAGCCAAAAUUAUGACCCGUCAUAAUUAUAAGAUACAAAUUCAAAUUUGAGAUAGUCCUAAUAAUGACAAAAAGUCGAAAUUAUGAGAUAAAAACUCAUAAUUACGCAAUUAAAAAAGUCAUGAUUGUAACAUAAAAACAAGAUUAUGAUAUAAAAUAGGCAAAAGUUUGACAUAAAAGCCAAAAUUGUGACAAAGUCAUAGUUAUAAGAUAAAAAGUAAAAAUUAUGACAGUCAAAAUUCCAAAAAGUAAUAAUUAUAGUCACAAUUAUGAGAUAAUUGAAACUAUAACAUAUGUACGACAUAAAACGUCCUAAUUAUGACAUGUAAAAAUUGACAUUUAUAAUAUAAUUUAUAAAUUUACAAAAUAAAAGUCAAAAUUAUGACUUUUUUGUCAUAAUUGAUAAAAAGUCAAUUAUUAUAUAGAAAGUCAUGAUUUGUAUGUCAUGAUUUGGACUUUUUAUCUAAUAUUUAUGAUUUGGUAUGCCAUAAUUUCCACAUUUUAUGUCAUAAUUAUGAUUUACCAAAGUAGGAUUUCCAUAGUGUUGCACUUCGGACGUGGAAACGCAGCGAUAAGAGGACAUGCGUAGAGUCUAAAGCUUUAUUGUCGUGAGGAAGACAGUUUGACUUACUGUACUUGAAUCGGAAGGAAUUCAGGUUCAAUAAUUACAUUUAUCUAAUUAUUAUACGUAUGUGAUUUUAUUAUACUCGUGAUUUGUUCUUUGUUAGGUUGGUUUCAAAUAAGAAAUAAUAAUUACCAUUAUUUAAAAAAAAACAAACAUUUUGUUUAUGACUGCUAACAUUUGAAUGUUAAAUUAGAUAAAUCCAUGGAGCAACAGUUUGAAGUGAGUUUUGGUGUAGAAUAUUAAGAUUCUUUGACAUUUAUGAGGGUCAGUAGGUGUAAUGAUUCAUUCACUGUUUAAUACUUUUUUAAAAUGCUUGUAAUUCUGCAUAAGGAGGUCUUUUGAAUGGCUACAAUAUGAACAGUGAGGUCUCAUGCAAUGUUUUACACUGGAAAACAAAGUGUCGCUUCUGUUAUAGUGGGUGAAAUCUUAUAUAUUUGCUUUUCAAAUCAAUUUUUACAUGACCAUAAUGCUUGUUCUGUGUUUCAAUGAAAGGAAUAUAAAAUGUAGUUGGGAAUUUACUGUCAUUGUUUUAAAUUUACAAGAAACAAUACAGCUUCGUACGAAAUACUCACAGAUGGCAAGUUUGAAAGUUCGGUUAUGUUCCAACAUUUGCUACAAAUAUGAAUGCAAUCUUCUGAUGUAGGUGUGUGCCUAGAUGUACUGUAUAAAGUGCUGUAUAAAAUAAAAAUCUGCACAUGUGCAAGUCAGCCCUUAGAUAGGAGUUUUAGUAUGUGACUUAGUCGGAAUGCAGUCUUUAUUUACCUGUGAUCUUUGGGGAAAAAAAAUAUUGUUCUGCCUUUAAAAGUUGUGCCAAACUGUUUGCCAACCUGUAGUGUGUCCUUUAGGUCUUUGUUCUGUGUAUUUGUGUGUGUUAAACCACAAUUUAUUGAUUAUGAAUUUACUGAAGCAGUCCACAGAGAGGGUAACUAAUAACGGGGUGCCUUAAAUGGUUGAAAUACAAUACAGUUUAAGAGGAAGGAACCCUGCUUGAAAUCAAUUUCAAGCAUCAUUGCGGAUUUAUACGUUACAGAUGGGCCUCCAAAAGAGGACCUCCUAUGUUAUCAAAGUUGGAUGAAACAAUAUUUCAAAAACUAAAUCUGCACCGUCAGGUUUUAUUUUCUUCAGCAACUCGUGAUUUUAUUGUUUUUAAAACCAAAACUGUCAGUUGAAGCUACAAACACUGUUUAAUUAAUUCAUCUGAGGGUUUUGCUGCUGUAUACAAUCAUUUAUUGCAAUGGUUUACGUCCAUAUUUAUGUUUACGUCACCCCAAUGUCUUUUUGUAAACUAUUAAAGGGUAAAAUAUAUGAACAAACUUCAAAUGAUAAUGAAUGUGUGUGUGUGUGUGUCUACAGAAAAAUAUUGAGAGUUAUUCGGUAUAUCAGCUCCAUUAGGAUUGAGUUCAGACCUGUUGUCAAAGGGACCACACAUACAAAUUGAAUGUGAAUUUAAGCAGCGGUCCUGAUUGAAUUACAAAAUUAGCGUAUGAGUUAUUUAUGUUGCGAACAACCAUGAAAAUUGUACCUUUCCCGACUUCUUACUCUCAUGUCAUUCCAUGUCCAUAUGACUUUCUUUUUUCAGUGCAGCACAAAAGUAAAAAUGAGGCAGAAUACCUUCUAUUGUAUGCAAAAAAGGUGCAAUUAAAGCAGUUUUCUGUGA
Molecule: messenger RNA, 6258 nt
Organism: Ctenopharyngodon idella (grass carp)
Lineage: Eukaryota; Metazoa; Chordata; Actinopteri; Cypriniformes; Xenocyprididae
Gene: dtnbb
Product: dystrobrevin, beta b
Exons: 21
Coding region: 408-2213 (601 amino acids)
Biological process (GO): synaptic signaling
Cellular component (GO): synapse; plasma membrane
Molecular function (GO): zinc ion binding
Source: RefSeq, a predicted model, not a curated record